UUAAACGGAAGUGAACAGUGAUCAAGUACAAUUUUUACAUUAGCGUUUGUUGUUGUUGUUAUUCAGACGUUUAUUAACACACUGCACAGCAUCACAUACUUACCCCAGGUAGUCUUAUAUUCGCGUUGGAGACAGGACAGGUUGAUGUUAUCUAGGUAAAGCUAGGUUCUAACAAUGGCUAACUGUAUGGUUUUUCACACUCAAAUAGCCUCCAUCAUGGAGGUGUUAGCGAAUGCAGCCGUGGCAGAGGUCUGUAAACUCGUAGACGAUGACUAUGCAGUGUUUCGUUUGGAAAUAACUCAAAGACAUAAAGAAAACAGGGCAUUGCAGAGGAAACUACAGCUACUUGAACUGAAGGUAUCACGGGACCGCGCAGACAAGAUGAUGCGAGAGCGCAUUCUCGCCAGUCGUCCCAGAAGUGUCAAGAUCCUCGACCGAUACAGAGGAACCGCAAGAGGUGAAGGACAUCUCACUGGAGGCCACAGGAGCUUUGUGAAGCCAGCGGAACACAACACAUGGAGAGAUGACCAACCAAUCACUGUUGAUGAGGGGAGUGGAACCUCAACCCAGAACGUUAUUAUGAUAGAGGAUGCAGAGGCUGCAGGUCCUGGGGUCAAGCUGGAGAGGUCUCAAGAAGUGGAGGACCCACAGCACAGCAGAGACAUCCAUACUGGAACGGCUGGAGCUCCCCCUGUAGCCACGGAGGACCCCACCUCCGCCCCAGCGCCACCCAUUACCCGACGAAACAUCACGGAGGAGGAGGUGCUGCUGGUGAAGGAGGAGGGGUGUGAGGAGGGUCUGGGGAAACCUGAGGGGACCAUGGUCAUGGAGAACAACCAGACUACACCUUCUCCUGAACCCCCAGUGGAACCAGCUGAGCAGCACAGGACCACACACAGUCUCACUGAGUCAGUAGACGUGGAGGAUGGGAAGCCUGAUCUGCUGCUGGUCAAAGAGGAGACGAUAGAAGACGAACAAGAGGGCAUUAACCUGUUGAGUGGACUAAAGAUGGGGGAGCAAGGUGGUUGGCUGGAGGCUAACAGAGGAGACUGGGUGGCCAUCUUGGAUUCCCAGACCCAGACAAGUGCAGUCAAUGGCCCGGGGGACGACAUCACUGAGCAGGCCAGGACUAGAGGCGACAAUGUGGAGGUCAGUGGAUGGGACAGUGUCUUCAACACUGGGCUGGGAAACAACAGUGUUAACCACAACCAGAAACAGACUGUCGAACACAAAACAACAACCGAAUAUAGUCUCCGUGACAACAGACUGGCUGAGACCAGGGCGAGUAGUAGAUUUUGUCUGCGGGGACAGGGAGGUGUUGGUAUGCAGCUGGAGAGAACAGACACUGACUCGGCUAGCGAUGCUCCGUCUUGCUCCUAUAGUUGUGAUUCAGAGAGACUGAUGGCACCUCAGGUUAACCCCCUAACAGGUGCUGCCUUCAGCCUGCCUUCUAUAGGAUCUAUCAACUGGAACAUGGAUCCUGAGACAACACAGACACUCCCUGGCCUUCAUCCUCCUCACACUCUCCUUAUGUUAAACCAGACCUCAGACAAUGCCAGUGCCUCAACCUUAAAUGGCUGCACAAGCCCAUUGACAAAUGACAGUAUUAGAGAUGGAAUCAGUAAAGGUGGCAGCGCCAAAGAGAAGCGCUUUCCGUGUUCAUUUUGUGGGAAAGCCUUCCGUUUGCCCAAACAGGUGGAGAUCCACCAGAGGAUGCACACAGGGGAGAAACCUUUCGGCUGCCACCUGUGCCGGGCCAGUUUUUCAGACUCGUCCAACCUGAAGAGGCACCAGAGAGUCCACACAGGGGAGAAACCCUACAGCUGCCCCCAGUGUGAGAAAAGGUUCUCCCGCCAGCACCAUAUGAAGAUGCACCUGAAGGUCCAUACAGGAGAGAGGCCGUUUGCCUGUACUCACUGUGGGAAGAGGUUCUCAGAGAGGAGCUACCUCAGGGUACACCAACAGAAAAUGCACACGGCCCAUGUAUAGUAAUAUGUAAUGUUGUACUACUACUUAGUACUAAUUCUGUUGGUUUUGGAUAUAGUAGGGAAGUGGAUGAGGUGAACUGAACUGAAGAAAUAAUGAGUAUGAUGAGACAUAGAAGAUCAGGGGUUAGUAACAGGAUUUGGGGGAUUUGUUUUUGGUUAAAAACAAAAAAAGACCAGGAAUUCAGCUGAAAGUAUUCCCACAAAUAAAUAAAUAAAAAGUAUCUCAAUGUUAUCAAGGUAUGAAAUUCUUGUUAUUUUUCAAUACAAUCUCUUUGGGCUUAGUUGUGGUCAUUUUGCAGCGUACAAAUUAUAAUUAUUUUCCAUCCCCCUGACCAAUCUCCGAGAAAGAUUCAGCCCGCAGCUGAGUCUAGUUGCCUACCCCUGGAGUAGAUGAUAUCGUCAUGGUUGGUGUAUUCUAAAAUGCUUCAUUGAUGAUUUGUACAACCUUGUCCUGUUGUUUUGAUGCUGGUGUUUUUAUGAGGAAAUGAUAAUGCCUUAAUUCAUGUUUACUAAUACUGAUCAUGACAAUGGGGUGAAACUCCAGGACAACAGUUGUGAUUGUUUAUUUUACUUUGUCCUGUCCUGUUUUUAGGUUAUGUAUCUUUGUUUACAUGACAGCAAUUUAUUUUAUUUUAAUUGAGCGCCAUUUAGGUCAGGCUAUUUGAUCGGAGAAACCUGCAUUAUGUAAAAAGAGUCUGUCUCAUUACAUUGUCAUACAUUUUAUCUCCAGCCUGUAGAUUACAGAAAAGGCCACGCACGCUUUCUACCAUAUCAUAGAUCUGCUGCAUGAUUUAUGUUAGAUCUUUUUUUUUUACAGAAUGUUGGUUGAGCGCUGCAGAGGUGCAUCUUUCCAACAGCACCCUGGAGAGGCGCGCUGGGAAUGAACAAGCAAAAUAUUUUACGCCCCGGCCUUUGAUAAAGUGGGCACUGCUUAUCAAAGGGCGGCAUCACCGCUCACCUAAAAAGCCCAUAUGCCACUGGUUGAGAGAAAUUGCCAUUGUUUUGUGGCAGAAUUAUGUGAGGUUUUAUGUGUUGGUGUUGGAGCUGCGUCUUGGUCUGUUCAGCUCAGAAAAUGCCGCCCUCAUCAAUCUCCCGCCAUAGGCGGCCCCCUAAUCCUGCCUAAUGAGUGGGCAGACCAUGCCUAUAGCAUAUCAUAAUCACAUCAAUAAAUUGGUUAUAACAAACUCUGAACACCGUAACACCAAAAUGGAUGCAGAGGACAUGACAAAUAAAUUCAAAAGGGGGGAAUAUUUACAGGUUGUUCAGGAGGUAAAGGGAAAGUGGAUUAAAUGUGACUAGUUGUGGAAAAUACUGGAGAUCAAGAAAACAGAGGUAAGGAGCCAGCACUGCGUGCAUAUUAUGUGCAGUAAAGUAUAAGCGUACCAGAGUCUGUAUCAUGUUUGUUUUUUGUUUUUUUUAUUACAGAAAAGACUAAAAACAUUUUAAUUCAUUCGUGAAUGCAAUUUCCGAAAUGGAAUGGUUUAUUGUUUAAGCUAAUUAUUCAAGGCUCGCUUUAUUUUAAAAUUGAAACGCUUGAAUGCAUUUCAAAUCAUGAAUGACUCGUAUGCUGUGUGAUGACAUGAACGAGUGAAGGAUUGACUGAUACAGUAGCCUAUAGAAGUGUUGAAAUGCAGUCCUAAGUAAGUUAUGGUAUUAAGACUAAACAGGCCUACAGCUUGACGGUGGUUAUACAA
Oncorhynchus kisutch (coho salmon) is the source of this 3682-nucleotide messenger RNA. Its product is annotated as zinc finger protein 143-like. The coding region runs from base 175 to 1989 and encodes 604 amino acids. Gene Ontology annotation, biological process: regulation of transcription by RNA polymerase II. The record is from RefSeq and is a predicted model, not a curated record. Gene Ontology annotation, molecular function: DNA-binding transcription factor activity, RNA polymerase II-specific. The transcript is spliced from 6 exons. Gene Ontology annotation, cellular component: nucleus. NCBI's taxonomy places the organism in Eukaryota, Metazoa, Chordata, Actinopteri, Salmoniformes, Salmonidae.